AUGGAAGCCGAACAAGACCUCGACGCGUGGAGACGUUACAUCCCCCAAUUGGAAGAAAGUCAUCCAGUGGGCGUCUGCAAAUCCGAUUAUUGCCAUGAUAACCACCAUGAGUGUAUUCCUUCGCCCCACACGAUGGCUUGUCAGCCUUGUAUCAGCACCGGCCAUCAGUGUUCCUUCCGAGAGGACUUUAUCGCCCAUCGGGUCGCAGAAGCUAUGCCCUGGACCGCCAAACAAGUUGCCGAGUUCGUUGACGAGUAUGACUACCACCGCGUCGUUCAGUAUCCUUACAUGAAAGCAUACGGCCGCCAUAGCAAUGUCGUUCCACCCUUUUCAAACGUGGUCUAUGCUGCGUACCACGCUGAGCGCAGGGCCGAAGAAGUCAAGGCAGACGUCGCCGCAUUGAAGAAAGAAGUCGAAGAUCAUCAGUGGAAGCAGUUCCAGACAUUCCAAAAAAUGGGUUAUCAAAAUCACCGCAUCAGCCAUCUGUCCUCCAUCCUUCGUCGAGUUCGCUCCGUUAUCCGUGACGCCUACGGGGAAGUUAGAGUAGAUGCCCCGGCCGAAGAUGGAAUGCCUCAUCCUCCUCUCCAUCAAAUCAGUGAAUUAAUAUUCAACUCAUUGGAUGAGACCCUGAUGGACUCUCCAGAAGAUGCAUACGUUAACCGUACUCUUUCCCAAGAGCCUUGA
Molecule: messenger RNA, 684 nt
Organism: Coprinopsis cinerea okayama7#130
Lineage: Eukaryota; Fungi; Basidiomycota; Agaricomycetes; Agaricales; Psathyrellaceae
Exons: 3
Coding region: 1-684 (227 amino acids)
Source: RefSeq, a predicted model, not a curated record